AUGACAGAUGCUAGUGACUAUGCUGUCGGAGCGGUUCUGGGCCAGAGAAAGGAGAAGAAGCUGCACGUGAUCUACUACGCCAGUCGCACACUUGAUGAAGCUCAGUGCAAGUACGCUACGACUGAGAAGGAACUAUUGGCGGUGGUGUUUGCAUUUGAGAAGUUUCGGUCCUAUCUUGUUGGAUCGAAGGUGAUUGUCCACACUGAUCACGCUGCAUUGAAGUACUUGCUGACGAAGAAGGAUGCGAAGCCGAGACUCUUGAGAUGGAUUCUUUUGCUUCAGGAGUUCGAUCUGGAGAUCAAGGAUAAGAAAGGGAUUGACAAUGGUGUAGCUGAUCACCUGUCAAGGAUGAAGAUCGAUGAUGACGUUCCUCUAGACGACAGCUUACCUGAUGAGCACGUCUACGCUAUUGAGGUGAUCGAUUACAGCGAGCCCCUGCUCGCUGAUGAUGGAGUUCGACCGAGUGCACUAGAAGGAGAUCGAUCGAAUGGUGAUGACGGAGAUCGUACUUUGAGCUGUAACGCCGUUACCGUUCCAGUUUCCCAUGCCAUACUGUACAAGCACUGCACCGAUGGAGUCUACAGGAGAUGUGUAGCUGAUGAGGAGAUACCUGGGAUCUUGUUCCACUGUCAUAGCUCGUCUUAUGCUGGACACUUCGCGACGUACAAGACUGUAUCCAAGGCGCUGCAAGCUGGCUACUGGUGGCCCACCAUGUUCCGAGAUGCUCACAGAUUCGUGUCUAAGUGUGAUGUGUGCCAGAGACAGGGGAACAUCAGUAAGAGAAACGAGAUGCCACAGAACUUCAUUCUGGAAGUAGAGGUUUUCGACGUGUGGGGAGUUGACUUCAUGGGACCCUUCCCAUCUUCCUAUGGAAACUGUACAUUUUGGUGGCUGUCGACUAUGUAUCUAAGUGGGUAG
Microthlaspi erraticum is the source of this 918-nucleotide messenger RNA. The record is from the annotation of a GenBank genome assembly. Lineage: Eukaryota; Viridiplantae; Streptophyta; Magnoliopsida; Brassicales; Brassicaceae.